UUGGACUUGUUACGCUGUCUGAUUGGUUAGUGAGAAAAAUCAUUGUAUUUAUUAGCAAAUUUCAAAGAAUGUCGUGGAGCAAUGAUUUAGUGCUGGAAUUUUUGGAACUGUAUCGAAGGGAACAGCACCUAUGGGAUCCAAAACAUCCACAGCACAAAAAUAGAAUCGAAAAUAACAAUGCCUGGCUCAGAAUACAAUCAUCUUUAAGCAUUCAUUGCUCGGUCGUCGAUCUUAAAAAAAAGAAGGAAUCGCUGAUGACUUCCUUUAGAAUGCAUUUAAAAAGAAAAUUAAAAUCGCAAGAUGGAUACAGUACGACUUGGUUUGCUUAUCCGAUAAUGGAAAGCUUUCUUGGCGGGAAAUAUGAAUGUGACAACACCAACCAAUUGGAACAUGAGUUCUAUACUAAUGACAAUCAAUUCAACACUCAAACGUUACUGUCCGAAACGAACACGCCGCGGACCGCGAACCCGACCGACAAGAAAUCCAACAAACAAACGUGUCAAGUGAACAAUUCGAAAACGAAGAACUUCGACAAUACCGAAUUGAAAUACGCAAAGAAACAAAUGGACGAUGCUGUAACGUAUUUGAAGAACGUUGCGGCUCAGAAACGGGAAUCAGACGAAUGCGAACUCUACGGGCGACUGCUCGCUAAGAAGCUACGGAAAUUAGACGAACAUCAACGAGACGUGGCCAUGCACGAAAUAGACAAUAUAAUGUUCAGGGCGAGAAUGCAGACCGGUGGCACGCAACGGAGUUACACGGCUUCAACUUCGCCAGUACCGAGGAAGAUUAAAUCCCCGAUCUUCAUUGUGACCCAGGAAAACGGACAACAGUUCGAAGAUGAGAAUACGCCUUACCAAAAUCACAUGCAAGGACUGCAGCAGACGUAAUACAAAUAUAUUUUGUUUGAACGGCUAAAUUACUGUGAUUUUUAAACUAGAAAUAUGUGAAAUCGAUCGAUAAGUGUCAGACAUGUCGUUUGAGAUAAUUGGCGACAUUAUUUAGGGUUGUUCAUAAUCGAAGCUAGGGUUGAGCUAAGCCAUUGUGACGGAUCCGGACAGACCUUUUCAGUUUUUAUCGAAACCGAAGCUCGAACUGAAACAUAAUAAUUAAAUUUGAGCCCCACAGGUAGUUGCCAUCUUAAUGCUUAUUUCUGCCGCGGAAUAGUCAUACCUUUUGGUUUAACAAUACAUUUUUGUUUCCUACCUAUUAGCUUAUAGUUAAGAGGCUAUUUCCAGAUACGCGCGGACGUAGGUGAGCCCGCGGGUUCAAUUUGAGCUCAAUCUAACACUAGCUCUACUAAGAGUAGUACUUCACAGAAUCCACUACCAGAUUGGAAUCACGGUCCACCGAAGACCAUAUAAUCUAAUUGCAAAUUCUACAAUCUAAUUGUGAAAUUUCAAAUUGCCGUCGUUAUUUGAUACUGACCGUUUAAUAUUAAGUGGGUAGUAAACUUAUCUGCUCAUUUAGUUCAUAAAAACAAAUGUCGGAUGAGAUAAAUAAUAUGGUGGUGGCUUUAACUGGUCUGAUGGUGUACCCGGAAUGCGGAUCGCGAUACCCUUGACACAAUGGGUGAAAGCAAUGGGUUUGUGCUUUUUUAAUUGUAUCUUUUGAGUACUGCUCGCAAAACAUAUUUUUUUUUUUGCAUGAAUUCUUAUAAACUUAUGGCAAUCGUGAUUAGCAGAAUUUAGAUUCGAGGAAUAGAGUGUUUUCUAUAUACGUAGUGUCUGUAAAAACGUAUGAUUUUAAGUUUUUAUUUUUUAUU
Bombyx mandarina (wild silkworm) is the source of this 1765-nucleotide messenger RNA. RefSeq lists its product as uncharacterized. Lineage: Eukaryota; Metazoa; Arthropoda; Insecta; Lepidoptera; Bombycidae. The record is from RefSeq and is a predicted model, not a curated record.